ACAACAAAGCAAGAGGACGAAUUGAUGAAUGAUGAAUUGGGGAUCUAGGGUUCUAAGCUUGGAACGGUGAGUGUCUGAGUGAAACUGUGAGAGACUGAGUGUGAGUAUAGAUCGCGUGAAGGAACAAAGGGAUCAGAAUUGAGAUCGGCCUAUCCGGUGUGCUCGAGUUCAUGUUAGGACUAUAGACUCAAAAAUCAACCAAUCAAAUGCCAUAUAAAUAGAAAAGUAAGAAAAAUAGAAUAAAUGAAAUUAAAACGGGACGGGACGGGUCUUUUCGGGAUUCCAAGUUUCCAAACCGAAGCCCGUCCCGUUAAAACGGGACGGGACGGGACGGGACCAAAUAGUUAAUUUUCAGGAUUUCAAACCGUCCCGUCCCGCCAGUUUUCGGUACGGGACCGGUUCGGGUUCGGGAUUUCGGGUUCAAGUGCCCACCCCUACCCAAAUUUAUAAAGUGAUCAAUGAGGUACCCAGACUUUUGAAAACACAUUAUCGAGAUACCUUUAUCAUUUUAUCGUCACGGCUCUGUUGCAAGAGACCAUGUGUCAUGCACGUGAUAAAAUAUCGAGGGCCAUUUUCGUCUUUUACUUUUCUGACUAAACCUAGAGGUAUCAAGUCUUCGUCAUUUCCUCUGAACCCAAUACAAAAAUAAAAUUCAGAGUUUUAAGAAAAGGGUUUCUCAAAAAGGAAUUCAAACAGAGUUUUCUGAAAAAGCUUUCGAAAUCUUUUGAAAAAGACUCUUUUGACAAGAUUCGCGAAUAAUCUCUCUAAUAUUGAUUGAUGGGGGAUUGCUGGAGGUUCUUUAGGGUGUCUGGACCACGACCAUCUCAAAACUUGUGUGAAAUAUGCAGUUUCAAAUGAGUACUUCACCAUAGAGAUACACCAUGGAGGUUAUUUCGACAAGAUGCCCGAUGGGACAAAGAAGUAUAAAAUAGCUAAGUUCAAUAAGUUGGGUGGAGUCUUGUAUUAUGAUGGAUUGGAUCCUGAGAAGCUUACAUGGGUAGAGCUCAAUAACAUUGCACGGGAAUUAGGAUACAGAGAGAAACCAAUAUCCUAUUGCUACAAGCUACCGGGACAUUAAGCUGUGAGGGAUGGAUUCCUGUGAAGAAUGAUGCCGAUGCUGCAGAGAUGACAAAGCAAAUAUCAAAGAAGAAAAGACAAAUCAGCUUGUAUAUCACUGGCGGUGGUAGAAGGAAGAAAAAUGAGGCUGAGUUGGAUGAUGUAGUACCAAGGCCUUCUAAUUGGCAUAAUCCUUUGAAUAAUGUGCUACCAGCAGAGAAAAUAAAUAUUGAUGUGUCUGCUAAUUUGGUGGCUAGCCAAAUAAAUAGGUCAUACAUGGAAAAGGUUGUAGGGUUUGGUGUAAGAAGUAGUGUAAAUGGCAGGAGGGAUGAUUUGAUAAUUAAUGACAAUGGUGUUAAUGAGGGUGUGCUUGGUGAAGGGUUGAAUGUAGUAAAAAAUGAUAGUGAGGUGGGUAGAGAUUUGUCUGAAGUAGUAAAUGAAAGUAGUGUGGUGGAGAAUGCAGUCAAAGUUGGAAAUGAAGAUGAAGGUAACUUAAAUACAUUUAAUGUUACUGUGAGAUGGCCUACAUUCAAAAAGAGUGCAACCAGACAAGAAAAAGGCAAAGCUGCAAUCAUUGAAGCACCAUUGGAGGCUAGUGGAUUUAAGAAGAAAGGUAGACAAGUUAAGGGUUCAAAGUAUAAAACAAGAAACGAAGGAAAAAAGAAGUAUGACAAGGUAGAUUCUGAUGAUGGUAGUGGGGGUUCAGAUUUUUUUAUCGAUAGUGAUUAUGAGCAAGACCAAAAAGAUGAUGAUGUUGAUUUUGAAGAGAAUGUUGCAAACCCAGAAAGAGUGGAGGAGUAUGAUGAGAUGGGCUACAAUGGUUUGUGUUUUGAUGAUGAAGACAACACUAAUGAAUUGACUUCAUGGGAUGGAUCUGAAACAGAAGAAGAUGAUGAAGGCAAUCUGCUUCCAAAGAGUUUAGAAAAGAAAACAAAAAUUAAGGCAUGGAACAGAGCAGUAGACUUGAGGAAUCCAAACUUUUGUGUUGGCCAAGCUUUUCCAAAUGUAGAGGAGCUUAGAGAAGCUGUGCGUGAGUAUUCUCUUAUCUAUCAAAGAGGAUUGUGGUUCCAAAAAAACAAUAGACAGAAGGUUGAAGUUAGAUGUCAAUGAGGGUGCCCAUUUUGGCUGUAUGCUUCUAAAAUUGACAAGAAUGUCCCCACAUUAUAUAUCAAGACAUUGAGGCUUGCUCACAAGUGUCACCCAAUACAAACCAGUCAUCAUUUGAACAGUAGAAGGGUGGCAAAAGAUAUUGUAGCAGAUCUGAUGGUGGAUGAUCAAUGGUCAAGGAAGGGGAUUCAGAAUGUUAUUCAAAAGAAGUACAAGCUAGAUAUUACUGUGCAAACAGUUUUUAGGGGUAGAGCAAUGGCAAAAAGAAUGAAUGAUGGACACUACACUGAUCAAUACAAUAAGUUGGCGUCAUAUCGAAAAGAGUUAUUAAGGAGCAAUCAGGGAUAAACUAUUACCAUAAAGACCGAGAUGGAUGGUGAAAUAAGGAGAUUUUAGAGGAUGUAUGUGUGCCUUGCUGCUUGCAAAGAGGGUUGGAAGAAAGGCUGCAGACCAAUCAUAGGCUUAGAUGGGUGCCAUAUCAAGGGGCAGCACUCAAGUCAAAUUCUAUCGGCCGUUGGCAUUGAUGCCAAUAAUGGGAUGUACCCCAUUGCUUAUGCAAUAGCAGAGAGUGAAAACUAUGAGACUUGGAAAUGGUUUUUAGAAUAUCUCAUUGUAGAUCUAAAGCUUGAAAAUGGAUUGCACUAUGCUUUUAUCACAGACAAGCAGAAAGGGUUGCAAAAUGCCAUUGCAGAAUUGAUUCCCGGAGCUGAACAUCGACAUUGUGUGAGACACUUGUACAAUAAUUUCAAGUCUAAACAUCCGGGUGAGGGCUUAAAGCAAACUAUGUGGAAUGCAGCAAGAUCUAGUACACCGGUUUGGUACAACAAGAAUAUGGUAGAGAUGCAAGCACAAUCUGAAGAUGCAUACAAAUGGUUUGAAGAUAAGUCCCCUUCACAUUGGAGUCGGUCACAUUUUAGAACCAAUUCUAAAUGUGACAUACUAUUGAACAAUCUUUGUGAAUCAUUUAAUGAUGCUAUCUUACCAGCAAGGGACAAGCCUCCAUUGGCUAUGAUGGAGAGUAUAAGGAUGAACAUGAUGACCCGAAUGGCAAAUAGAAGGGUUGCCUGCACUAGAUGGAAAGAUUCGGUGGGUCCCAGGGUUGCAAAAAUAAUUGACAAGAUUGGUCAAUACACAUCCAAUUAUAGAGCAAGUUACUGGUGAGUUUUGGUACCAAGUUACUGGUGAAAAUGCAACUAGCUUGCAUUCUGUUGAUUUAGGACGGCGUAUAUGCACUUGUAGAAGGUGGCAGUUAAGUGGAAUCCCAUGUGUUCAUGCUAUAUGCGCAAUUUUUAAGAAGAAAGAGAAUCUUGCAUUAUAUGUUGACGAGUUCCAUCACCCACAAAAGUAUUUGGAUUCCUACAAUCCAAUCAUUUUUCCCAUUGCUGGUGAUGAUGACUAGGAGCAAGUUGAUUAUCCAAUUGCUCCUCCACUUUAUAGGAGGCAAGCAGGUCGACCUAAGAUGAAGAGGAACAAAGAGUCUGGUGAGAAAUUGGCACCUCCUGCGCCUGAAUCUGAUGGCACCAUUAGAAUGCCUAAAAGCCAAUAUGGGACGAAGAUGACAUGCAUAAUAUGUAACCAGAAGGGUCAUAACAAGAAGGGUUGUCCAACAAAAAUGUCUAAAUCUGGUGAAGGUAGCUCAAGGGAUGGCCAAGCAAGAAAGAGGCAGAAUAAUGAUCAACAGGCCAAGAGAGCAGCUGCUCCAAAGAGGUCUAAGAAUGCCAUUCCUCAGGUCAUCACAUCAAAAAUGACAUACAAAAAAAGAAAAGCAGCUGAGGAAGCAUCAUCGUCACAUGUUGUGCAACCAAA
Molecule: messenger RNA, 3969 nt
Organism: Rosa chinensis
Lineage: Eukaryota; Viridiplantae; Streptophyta; Magnoliopsida; Rosales; Rosaceae
Exons: 4
Coding region: 1126-2166 (346 amino acids)
Source: RefSeq, a predicted model, not a curated record